Messenger RNA from Terrapene triunguis (Three-toed box turtle), 1441 nucleotides. RefSeq names its product coiled-coil domain containing 96 (gene CFAP184). Bases 1 to 1338 code for a protein of 445 amino acids. The transcript is spliced from 3 exons. Gene Ontology annotation, cellular component: ciliary basal body; axoneme. NCBI's taxonomy places the organism in Eukaryota, Metazoa, Chordata, Testudines, Emydidae. Gene Ontology annotation, biological process: cilium assembly. The record is from RefSeq and is a predicted model, not a curated record.
AUGGAGGAGGAGGAGGAGGCGGGGGCCGAGGCCCCGGUGCACCCCGGGGAGUCCCCUGUGGAGGCAGAGGGCCCGGGGCCCGUCGCGGAGGAGCAGGCGGCCGGAGAGGAGAGGCCGGAGGAGGCCGGGGGAGAGAGCCCCCUUGAGAAGCCGUCGGGGGAAGAGGCUGCCGCGGAGGAGGGGACGGCAGAGCCGGAACACAGGGCCGGCACGGAGCCUCCUUCCCCGGCCGCUGAGGGAAGGCCCGAGGCAGAGGCGGGAGCCGCCCCAGAGGCGCCCACCAGCGCUAGCUUCACGGAGGGCGAGGCCGAGGAGCCGCCCCCGCUGCAGGAGGAGGCGGCGGCGGAGGAGCAGCGGCGGCGCGCGGAGCUGACCGAGCAGUACCGGCUCCUGCUGGCCGAGCGCGAGCGCACGCGCCAGUACAACGGGCACCUGCAGUUCAAGCUGUACGAGCUCUUCCGCAAGAAGGGCGAGGAGCCGCCCCGCGUGGAGCUGGAGGAGCUGGUCUCCGACAAGGAGCAGCGCUACACCCGCUACCUGGCCAUGCUGGAGGAGCUGAGGAGCCAGCUGGCCCAGCAGAGGGCAUGGUACCAGCUCCAGCUAGACGACCUGGAGCAGCGCUGCACGAAGAAGCUGGACCAGGUGAACGCCGACUGGCUCGCCUUCCAGGCCUGCAAGAAGGAAGUGACCCUCUUCACCAUGGGGCGCCAGCUGGGGGGGAAGGAAGCUGCCAUUAAGGAGGUGGAGCACAUCCAAGCCAAGGAGCAGCGUAAAGAGAACGAGAUGAGUGAGGUUCGCCUGGAAAACAUCAAGCUGCAGCAUAAGAUUGAAAAGCUUGAAGCAAGCCUGAAAGCUCAAGAGGAGCUGGCAGAAGGACUGCACCUGAUAGACUUUGAGCAGCUGAAGAUAGAGAACCAGACCUACAAUGAGAAAAUUGAGGAGCGCAAUGAAGAGCUUCUCAAGCUCCGGAACAAGAUCACUAAUACAGUGCAAAUCCUGACCCAGCUCAAAGAAAAACUCCAGUUUGUAGAAGCUCAGAAUCAAGACCAAAGGACCCAGCUGAUGGAGACUGAGACACUGGUGGCCCAGAAAAGAGAGAUUCUGACCAAAACCAAACAGGCUAGGGAUAGUUUACGGGUACACAACUUGAAGUUGCGACAGAAGUGUGGGCUUCUCGGAAGUGAGGCACUGCUGCGGGACUUUGAGAACAAGGUGGAUGCUGCUGAAGUACUAAGUCAGCGGCUGGAGAUGCUGAAACGUCACCAUGCUGGACUCACCCUUACUUGCAAAGCUGUAAAGAAAAAAAUCAAGGAAGCAAAAUCCUUUCUACCAGAAUGAGGAUUUUGGAGAAAGUGAGGUUAAAAGACAGAAAAACAAAAAUUGAGCACUUAAAUUGGUUUAUUUGUCUCUGAAAUUGUUUUUCAUUUACAGGCUUGGAAUA